AUGAACAGUCGUAUACGAACUAUUGUAUUAUAUCGUGGUGUUGCGUCGGAUUCUUUAAGAAACGAGAGUUACUCCGAAAAGCCACAACCUUCUCGACACCCGCUGGGUUUCAGUAUUGUCGGUGGCAUAGAUUCUCCACGUGGUCCUAUGGGAAUAUACGUAAAAACUGUAUUUGCCAAUGGACUAGCUGCAAAGACUGGCCUUAUUUGUAAAGGCGAUGAAAUUUUAAGCGUAAAUGGUGUGGAGCUAAAGGGAAAAACGCACGCAGAAGCAUUACGAAUAUUUAAAAAAAGUUCGCAAAUAAACGUAACAUUGUGUAUUCGUAGAAAUAUUUCGAACUCACCCAGACAACGCAAAAUUUUCGAAUAUGCCAAGAAAACAUUUGAGAACGAAAAAUUAAUGUACCCAGCGACAGCAACAUCAUCUGCUUGUCCAAAGUGCUUCAAUCCAGUUCCAAAUCUGCAGCACAAAAUGCACGUCAAUGCAGGAACACCUGUAAGUCAAGUUCACUUAUUCUUAACACGCUCAUCAUUUCCCUGA
This is a messenger RNA of Thelazia callipaeda (thelaziosis nematode), 540 nucleotides long. The record is from the annotation of a GenBank genome assembly. NCBI's taxonomy places the organism in Eukaryota, Metazoa, Nematoda, Chromadorea, Rhabditida, Thelaziidae.